GGAGUAUCGAGAAGCUGCACAGCCACCUAGAAACGUCCACAGAGGGAUUGGGUCUGAAAUAUCACCCAAUUCAGAGACUGUGAGGCAGUGACAGGCGAGUGGCCCUCAGGUAGAGAGAGAUGGUGAGAGAGCUGGUCCCUACAGGCAUAACUGCCACGAUUCUCACUUGGACGACGGCCCAGAGAGAACCCAAUUGGGGCGGACGCUUUUUGAUCUGGGAACUGGGCCAGAUUCUUUCAGCCAAUCCGUUAGAGAGGUGCUGCUGACGUUACUGGCCGCGCUCCAGUCGGCUUCUGAUGUCAUCCCGCAGCGCCGGAAGCGGUGAGGCACACAUGAGUAACGUGAAUUUGUCCGUCUCCGACGUCUGGAGAGUGAUGAUGCGGGUGUGCUGGUUGGUGAGACAGGACAGCCGGCACCAGCGAAUCAGACUUCCACAUUUGGAAGCAGUUGUGAUUGGGCGUGGCCCAGAGACCAAAAUCACUGAUAAGAAAUGUUCUCGACAGCAAGUACAGUUGAAAGCAGAGUGUAACAAGAGAUAUGUCAAGGUAAAGCAGGUAGGAGUCAAUCCCACCAGCAUUGACUCAGUCGUAAUUGGGAAGGACCAAGAGGUGAAGCUGCAGCCUGGCCAGGUUCUCCACAUGGUGAAUGAACUUUAUCCAUAUAUUGUAGAGUUUGAGGAAGAGGCAAAGAACCCUGGCCUGGAAACACACAGGAAGAGAAAGAGAUCAGGCGACAGUGAUUCUAUAGAAAGGGAUGCUGCUCAUGAAGCUGAGCCUGGGACAGGGCUGGAACCUGGGAGCAACCAUAACCAAUGCUUCAUGCCUCCAAAUAAGGGAAAAGAUGCACCUAUCAAAAAGGAAUCACUGGGCCACUGGAGUCAAGGCUUGAAGAUUUCUAUGCAGGACCCCAAAAUGCAGGUUUACAAAGAUGAGCAGGUGGUGGUAAUAAAGGAUAAAUACCCGAAGGCCCGUUACCAUUGGCUGGUCUUACCAUGGACCGCUAUUUCCAGUCUGAAGGCUGUGACCAGGGAGCACCUUGAACUCCUCAAGCAUAUGCACACUGUGGGGGAAAAGGUGAUUGUAGAUUUUGCUGGGUCCAGCAAACUCCGCUUCCGAUUGGGCUACCACGCCAUUCCGAGUAUGAGUUUGAAACAUAUGCAGUAGAAAUUCUCUGUUAAUACAUAAAUGGAAACUACAUUUUUUUUCCAUAUUGGCAUGUAUCUACAAAUAUUAAAGGAGGAGAAAAG
Messenger RNA from Piliocolobus tephrosceles (Ugandan red Colobus), 1246 nucleotides. RefSeq names its product aprataxin (gene APTX). The record is from RefSeq and is a predicted model, not a curated record. Gene Ontology annotation, cellular component: nucleus. NCBI's taxonomy places the organism in Eukaryota, Metazoa, Chordata, Mammalia, Primates, Cercopithecidae. The coding region runs from base 297 to 1163 and encodes 288 amino acids. Gene Ontology annotation, molecular function: single-stranded DNA binding; mismatched DNA binding; DNA 5'-adenosine monophosphate hydrolase activity. Gene Ontology annotation, biological process: single strand break repair. The transcript is spliced from 7 exons.